Molecule: messenger RNA, 1101 nt
Organism: Manihot esculenta (cassava)
Lineage: Eukaryota; Viridiplantae; Streptophyta; Magnoliopsida; Malpighiales; Euphorbiaceae
Product: ADP-ribosylation factor-like protein 2
Exons: 6
Coding region: 255-812 (185 amino acids)
Biological process (GO): protein folding
Cellular component (GO): cytoplasm; microtubule cytoskeleton
Molecular function (GO): GTPase activity; GTP binding
Source: RefSeq, a predicted model, not a curated record
CGUGGCCUAAAGGAACUAGAACUAAUUUGGGCUUCUCUUUCCUGCUUUCCUAGUCUCAACCUUCAGUUCCGAGGACUGAAACCGUCGCAAAUUGAAGCUCUGGCACUGGCAGCACAUGCCGAUGAUCCGGUUUUUGUUUUGAUUUGAUUCCCUCAAGCUACUGCGGUUUAAGGUUUAGUUGGUUGUGCUGAAUCAUUUUGGAAAUCGAACGAAAGCCUCAGUUCUUCUGUUGAUUAGCUUGUUUUUGGCUAAUAAUGGGGCUUCUCACCAUCAUCCGGAAAAUCAAGAGAAAAGAGAAGGAAAUGCGUAUACUGAUGGUGGGCCUUGAUAAUUCUGGAAAGACAACAAUUGUUUUGAAGAUAAAUGGGGAAGAUACUAGUGUUAUCAGUCCUACACUUGGUUUUAACAUCAAAACCAUAACUUACCAAAAGUACACCUUAAAUAUAUGGGAUGUUGGGGGCCAAAGAACUAUAAGAUCAUAUUGGAGGAACUACUUUGAGCAAACUGAUGGCUUAGUUUGGGUAGUUGACAGUUCUGAUCUUAGACGGUUAGAUGAUUGCAAAAUGGAACUCGAUAAUCUUUUGAAGGAAGAGAGGCUUUCUGGAGCAUCUUUGCUAAUACUAGCAAAUAAGCAAGACCUAAAAGGUGCUCUUACACCAGAUGAAAUUGCUAAGGUACUAAACCUGGAGAAUAUGGACAAAACCAGGCAUUGGAAAAUCGUGGGCUGUAGCGCAUACACAGGGGAGGGGCUGCUUGAAGGAUUUGAUUGGUUGGUUCAGGACAUUGCCUCUCGAAUAUAUAUGCUCGACUAAUUCUUCUGUUAAUCAUUAUACCAGAGAGAAAUUCUCGAUUGCAUGUGAUGAUAGUUAAACGGAGAUUUUCCCCCAAAUGGCCCAUAUUUGUGUGUUGUCAGAAUUUGGCCAUCUACUUGGUUGGUUCAUAGUCUUUCUUUCUUAAAUCAAUGGCAGAAAAAUCUAUAGUCCGUGCACUUUUUCAAUGGAAAAUUCUUGCAUAAACCAUAUCUGCAAAACUCAAAGGCAUAACUAUGUGAAACUUUAUGAUUUUUAUGUGGAUCAUAUUAUAAACUUAUGUCUUCCUCUA